CAGUUUUAUGCGUCACAGUGAUCGAUCAAUCGAUCGAGAGAAACUGAGAAAGGGAGAUGGCUGGGAAAUUGAGCGGCGUGGCGUCCCGCAUCUUGGGCAGCAACGGCGUCGCUGCCCGAUCCGCCGCCUCCGCCUUCCGUACUCGUGCCGGCAUGGGUCUACCCGUCGGCAAACACAUCGUCCCCGAUAAGCCCCUUCCCACUCACGACGAGCUGGUCUGGGACAACGGUAGUGCGUACCCGGAGCCCUGCGUAGAUCGGAUCGCCCCCCACAUCGGGAAGUAUGAAGCAUUGGCAUGGUUAUGCGGCGGGUUGAGUUUCUUCGUGUCGCUAGGUUUGCUGGCUGUUUGGAAUGACAAGGCGUCCACGAUCCCCUUCGCACCCAAAGUUUAUCCAUAUGAUAAUCUUCGCAAGGAGCUUGGUGGAGAGCCAUAAUAUAUGCUCAAGUUGUGGUUAGUCUCAAGAUCAAUUGCUGAUCUUCUGGUGCUACAUUUUCGCUGUUUUUAAUUGCAAUAAAUAUACAUAGUGAAUACUGAAUGUGAUUUAUUUUUUGCUUUCUGCCAUUUGCUGUACGUUUUUUCUUAUCAGAAUGAAGCUUGUUGGCUUUGGCUUGCUUUCUCUUA
Zingiber officinale is the source of this 622-nucleotide messenger RNA. Its product is annotated as NADH dehydrogenase [ubiquinone] 1 beta subcomplex subunit 8, mitochondrial-like. The transcript is spliced from 4 exons. The record is from RefSeq and is a predicted model, not a curated record. Lineage: Eukaryota; Viridiplantae; Streptophyta; Magnoliopsida; Zingiberales; Zingiberaceae. Bases 57 to 434 code for a protein of 125 amino acids.